Messenger RNA from Diaporthe citri, 999 nucleotides. RefSeq lists its product as uncharacterized. The record is from RefSeq and is a predicted model, not a curated record. NCBI's taxonomy places the organism in Eukaryota, Fungi, Ascomycota, Sordariomycetes, Diaporthales, Diaporthaceae. The coding region runs from base 1 to 999 and encodes 332 amino acids. The transcript has 2 exons.
AUGGUCUCAUUUUUUGGUCUAGGAAAGAAAAAGAAGGAAGCGCAAGACGGCCCAGUACACUCCCUAUACGCACAACAAUGGAAGCGAGACCAGAGCCCCUUCGGCCCACGAACUCCCCAGAACAAUACCUCUUCCACAAGUCUCCCCGCCCGGCCAAGUAGCUCGCACUCGUCAAGAAGCCCCAGUCCCGGUCCCGGCGGGCAGAAAUCAAUCUACGCGAACAGAUCAGCCACGGGGAGCAUGCAAGACUUGUCCACCAACGGAAGCAAACGGCCUGGAUCUGGAAAGCUGCCGCGCACCGGAUCACCAUUAAGGCCAACGUCCUCAGACGGCAGGUCGAAACCCAACCUCGGCAGCGCAAGGUCAAUGUCCCCAGAGAGCCUCGCGGCGGCAGCAUCGCAGGCCGGGUUCCGAUUCGAGAACCCACCACAGAAGCCCCUUGGCGCACACCCACCAAGCACGGGCAACAGCAACGACAACAACAACAACCAACAACCAAAACCGCCGGCCCGCAACCCCGGCAGGCGGCCGCCGCCGGUAAGCAUAGAGCGGAACCGGAGCCCGCUGGGGCGGUACGAGGUGCGGUCGGAGGCGGACAGCGAGGUGUCGUCGCCGACGAGCCAGAGCCGGAGCCAGACGACGGCGCGGAGCAACGUGACGAGCCUGACGAGCAUCGGGAGCAACGAGAUGGACCGGCAGAUCGGGCAGUGGGCCGUGCGGGUCAGCGCGGACGCGGGCGGGAUAGACGAGAAGGUGCGGUCGCCGACGUCGCCGACGGGGCCGUUCGACCUGGAGCCGCGGCGGCAGGCUGGGAAGGACGAGGACGACUCGGAGGAGAAUGGGCUCAAGGCGCUGGACACGAUAUCGAUUUCGGAGCCGAGGCAGUCGUUGAUGCCGCUGUCGGCGCACGAUCCGGGGGCAGGAGGAGAUGGGAGGGGGUAUUCGAUGAUACUCCAGUAUUACUUGGAUAGUGAUGCUAGGGAGUCGAUGGUGAUAUGA